Miscanthus lutarioriparius is the source of this 999-nucleotide messenger RNA. The record is from the annotation of a GenBank genome assembly. NCBI's taxonomy places the organism in Eukaryota, Viridiplantae, Streptophyta, Magnoliopsida, Poales, Poaceae.
AUGUCGAAGGCUAGGGUCUACGCCGAAGUCAACGUGCUGCGCCCCAAGGAGUACUGGGACUACGAGGCGCUCACCGUUCAAUGGGGUGAGCAGGAUGACUAUGAAGUUGUUAGGAAAGUUGGGAGAGGAAAAUACAGUGAAGUCUUUGAGGGUAUUAAUGUUAACAAUAAUGAGAAAUGCAUCAUUAAAAUCCUCAAGCCUGUGAAGAAAAAGAAGAUCAAAAGAGAAAUUAAAAUUCUUCAGAAUCUUUGUGGAGGCCCUAACAUUGUGAAGCUCCUUGAUAUUGUUAGAGAUCAGCAUUCAAAAACACCCAGUUUGAUCUUUGAGUAUGUCAAUAACACAGAUUUCAAAGUGUUGUACCCAACACUAACAGAUUAUGACAUUCGAUAUUACAUCUACGAGUUACUCAAGGCAUUAGAUUACUGCCAUUCACAAGGUAUUAUGCACCGAGAUGUGAAGCCCCACAAUGUUAUGAUAGAUCACGAGCUUCGGAAACUCCGGCUGAUAGACUGGGGCCUUGCUGAAUUCUAUCAUCCUGGCAAGGAAUAUAAUGUCCGUGUUGCCUCCAGGUACUUCAAGGGGCCUGAGCUUCUUGUUGACUUGCAAGAUUAUGAUUACUCUUUGGACAUGUGGAGUCUGGGCUGCAUGUUUGCUGGAAUGAUUUUUCGUAAGGAACCAUUUUUCUACGGCCAUGACAACCAUGAUCAACUUGUUAAGAUAGCCAAGGUACUUGGAACAGAUGGGCUGAAUGCUUAUUUGAACAAGUACAGAAUUGAGCUUGACCCUCAGCUGGAAGCCCUUGUUGGAAGGCAUAGCAGGAAACCCUGGUCAAAGUUUAUUAAUGCAGAUAACCAACACCUAGUGUCUCCUGAGGCCAUAGAUUUCCUCGACAAGCUUUUGCGUUAUGAUCAUCAGGACAGGCUUACUGCACGUGAAGCUAUGGCACACCCAUACUUCCAACAAGUGAGAGCUGCAGAGAACAGCAGGACACGAGCAUGA